Messenger RNA from Entrophospora sp. SA101, 510 nucleotides. Lineage: Eukaryota; Fungi; Glomeromycota; Glomeromycetes; Entrophosporales; Entrophosporaceae. The record is from the annotation of a GenBank genome assembly.
AUGAAAUCAAUAUAUUUAUUGGCAAAAUUUGAUUCGAUCAUAAAAUCAUCAAGAUCAUUUGAGGGUAAUUUAAGAAGAAGAAGUGUAGUUCAGCAUGCUACAAAUAGAGGUAAAGGAACGCAGUUAUUGGGUAAACCAAAAAAUAUUUCUAUAUCCCAACACAUCCCAACCCCGAAUCCUUCACCAACAAACAUUAAUAAUUUUGAAACAACUACUACUACUACAGCAGCAGCUAAUAAUAGUGCUGCUGGUUCAAAUGAUACAACAACAGCAAUAACUUCAUCUUCUUCUUCAUUUGCAGAACUUUUAUUCCCACCUAAUGAUCCCAAUGAAACAAUUUCUGUGUUUCAAAAACGUUUGGUUAAAGCUGUUGGUAUGUUGGAGGAUAAAGAACGUCAGAUCGACAUGUUGAAAGAUUUGAUUAGACAGCGUGACGAAGAGAUGAGAAGUCGUAUUGUUAAAGGAAUGAAAAAUGAUAUUAUGGAUUUAUUUCAAAAAUGGGAGCAAUAA